AUGGCCCCCAACUUUGAAGAACUGCGCACAUCGCUGCGGGAAGGCGAUCUUCUCCUACCCGGCGACGCUGGUUACGAUGAUAGUCUCAAGCGAUGGAGUGCCACGUGUAUUAAGCCAGCGGCAGCUGUCGCACGGCCAAAGAGCGCGGCCGAGGCGUCGGCUAUAGUUAGGUUCGCGACAAAGCAUUCUAUCCCGCUGCGAGUUUGCGGAGGCGGGCACAACCCUUCGGGAGAGUCUGCAGCUCCGACUCCGGAAGCUCUCAUUCUCGAUCUAGCCCACAUGCGCUCCGUCUCCGUGGAUGCCUCGGCCCAGACUGCAACCUAUGGCGGCGGAUGCACCUGGGCAGACGUGGACAAUGCGCUCUGGGAGCACGGACUAGCAACCGUCGGUGGAACGGUGAGCCACACGGGUGUCGGCGGACUCGUCCUCGGCGGCGGAUACGGAAUGCUGACCGGACGACAUGGCAUGUCAGUCGACUGUCUCGUGAGUUGCGAGGUAGUCCUUGCCAGCGGAGAGAUUGUUACAGCCUCGGAGACGGAAAACGCAGACCUCUUCUGGGCCCUCCGGGGCGCGGGCUCCAACUUUGGUGUCGUGACCUCGUUCACAUCAAAGGCGUUUCCGCAAGGUAAAGUUUGGGGUGGCGUCAUGCUUUGGCCGUUUGAGCUCUUCCCGCACGUGGUGGACUUUGUAAACACAUAUGACAAGACGACCGACGGCGACCAGUGGUUUAUGCUUAUUGUCACCGCCGACCCGCGCAGUGGUGCUCGACUGUGCGGAGCCAGCGUCUUCUACAACGGCACCGAGGAGGACGGAGAAAAGUUCUACAAGCCACUUCGGGAUCUCCAGCCCAGGCUCAUGGAUACGACGGCCCAGAUCCCCUACCCAAAGGCCAACACCAUGAGCGACCCAAUGGCAGCUCCUGGGCGCCGAUACAUGUUUGGGGGAGCCAACUUUCAGUGCCCCCUUGACUUUUCAGUCAUGAGUGAAGCCGCCGAGCAGUACUUUGCUGGUCUCGAAAAGCCUGGCAAUGAGGAGGUCAGGACCAGUAUGUUUGCCCUAGAGAUGAUUCCUCUCGACAAGGUCAACGAGUACGGCCAGCUCGACAAGACGAGCUUCAAUGGCCGCGAGAAGAAAUACAAUGCCGUUACCAUUAUGUCUUGGGACACUGCUGAGCGGGAUGGCGCCGUUCGCGACAUUGUCGUGCAAACGACCAAGGUAUUCAAGGACAAAUUCGGAAAACACGACGCCGAGACCGGUGGUGCUGAUACGUACUACAAUUACCUAAGUCCCGAAAACCCAGCAGAUAGAGCUCUGAUGAAGACUGGCAGGCUCUUUGGUCCCAAGGCACCACGACUGAGGGAGCUCAAGGCAAAAUAUGAUCCAACAAACGUAUUCUUCAAGAAUGUAGACUUGUCGCCACUCGCAUAG
Pestalotiopsis fici W106-1 is the source of this 1428-nucleotide messenger RNA. RefSeq lists its product as uncharacterized. NCBI's taxonomy places the organism in Eukaryota, Fungi, Ascomycota, Sordariomycetes, Amphisphaeriales, Sporocadaceae. The record is from RefSeq and is a predicted model, not a curated record. The coding region runs from base 1 to 1428 and encodes 475 amino acids. The transcript has 3 exons. Gene Ontology annotation, molecular function: oxidoreductase activity; FAD binding.